GUCCCCCGAGAAUUCCACCUACUUCAACCUGACCGCCCAACAGCCAAACACAGCGCUCCAACAACCUCCAAAUCUCGUCCACUUCUCCCACCAUGCCGGUCGUAAAGGGCGGCGUCUGGACUAACGUCGAGGAUGAAAUUCUCAAAGCUUCUGUUUCUAAAUACGGACUCAACCAAUGGCAACGCGUCUCUUCGCUCCUUGCCCGAAAAUCGGCGAAACAAUGCAAAGCUCGUUGGGCGGAAUGGCUGGAUCCUAGUAUUAGGAAAGUUGAAUGGUCCCGCGAUGAAGAUGAAAAACUCCUUCAUUUGGCCAAGUUGAUGCCCACGCAAUGGAGGACAAUUGCGCCAAUUGUUGGAAGAACCGCCACACAGUGCCUAGAUCGAUACCAGAAGCUCCUUGAUGAGGCUGAAGCUCGAGAGAGUUCAGAGUUGGGCCUCGCUGGGCCAGAUGGGGCCGAGGCGAGUGCACCGAGUGCGGAUGACAUUAGAAGGUUUAGGCCAGGAGAGACUGAUCCUGAUCCGGAAACAAAACCUGCUAGGCCCGGUGUGUUUAUCUUGGUCCCUAUAUUAUGAUGAAAUCCACUUUCUUGCUGACUGCUAUUGUUUAGAUGCGGUUGACAUGGAUGAGGAUGAAAAGGAGAUGCUUAGCGAAGCUCGUGCCCGUCUCGCGAAUACUCAAGGAAAGAAGGCCAAGCGUAAGGCCCGUGAACGGCAACUGGAGGACUCCAGGCGAUUAGCCGUGCUUCAGAAGCGCCGGGAGCUCAAACAUGCGGGUAUCAAUAUCAAAUUAACUAAUCGCCGUAGAGGCGAGAUGGAUUAUAAUGCGGAUAUCCCAUUUGAGAAGAAAGCGGCACUGGGAUUUUACGAUAUUACUGAGGAAGAGGCUCGGAAUGAGAGGCAGCGCGCCAACAUCGAUCCCCGGAAGGCUUUGUCCCAUACCAAACGGAAAGGAGAUCAGGAUGAGGAUCUAGAUAGAAAGAGAAGGAAGGGGGGGGAUAAAGACAAGAACGGUGCUGCCGCUGCUUUCGCAUCCGCAGCAAAGGCUGGGCAAUUGCAAAAAAUUCGACAAGCCGAGCAAUUGAGCAAGAGGAGGCAACUUGUCCUUCCUUCGCCGCAAGUUGGGGAGACAGAAUUGGAGGAGAUUGUCAAAAUGGGUUUGAUGGGUGAAGAUGCGAAUAAAAUUGCUGGAGCCAGCGAUAACGAGUCGACCAAAGGGCUGGUUGGCAGCUAUACUAAUAUCAAUAGUGGCGCACCCAUUCGUACUCCAAGGGCUCCUCCGACCGAAGAUCGUGUAGCGAACGAGAUCAAGAAUAUUCGUGCACUUACCGAAACCCAGUCCUCGCUUCUUGGAGGAGAGAAUACCCCAUUGCAUGAAUCGGGUACCACUGGUUUUGACGGCAUUGCCCCUCGGAAGAUGAUUGUGUCAACACCGAACCCUCUAGCAACACCAUUCCGUGCUGGCGGGGCCGCAGAUGCUACACCUGGCGCUACUCCAGGGAGACCCGGACAAACGCCCUUAAGGACUCCAAGAGAUUCCUUAGCAAUCAAUCAGAAUGGGGCUUAUGCCGGUUCACUCGUUUCUAUGACUCCUAGGGACCAAAGGUUGCAACAGGACUCGAUCAAGCAGCGGUUGAAAUCUGGGUGGGUGCUUCGCUUAUCCAAGAUUUACUUAAUGUUUGUUAACCAUCACUUAGUUUUGCAUCACUCCCCAAGCCUAAGGAGAUAGAGUUAGAAGAGCCAGAGGAGCCAGAAGAAGAUACAGACAUCCCGGUGGGGUCAACGCUCGCAGAGGACAGAGAAGAAAUAGACCGUCGGAACCGUGAACGUGCUGAGGCUGAGGCUGCCGCAGAACUAAAACGCAGAACCCAGGUUAUACAGAAGUCCCUCCCGCGCCCAGGCGUUGUUGAUAUCGGCGCACUUCCAGAGUCCAAGAUGUUGAAUCCUGUGCAAAAAAUGAUUGCCCAAGAAAUGACCGCCCUGAUUGGGACAGAUGCUCUACGUUACCCAGUCAAGGGCGGAAAGGUCACAGGUGCUCCAAAAAUGCUCGAUAAAUUUGACGACGAUCUCCUCGAGAAGGCGAGAAUGGAGAUUGUUUUAGAGCUAUCACCAGAAAUUGUUGAGCAGGCCAAAUCGGAAUUUGAGGAUGCUUGGCUGAGGAUUCACUCAUCCCCUAACCUUCCAGGGCUUGAAGGUUAUGGAGAGGACGAGGAUGAAGACAGCCAGUUGACGGCCGAAACCUACGAUGUACGUUCCACCAAGCCCAGCAUAUUGAAACAAUAGCAGCGCACUAACCUAUGUCUGUAAUAAUAUAGUUCAUCCAAGAAAGACUCACCAAAGAUGCCACUCAGGGCAAUAAACUAGAGAAGAAGCUCAGCCUCCACCUCGGCGGCUACCAAGCCCGUUCUAAAAUGCUGCGCCAAAAGCUAAUCGAAGCAUCUGAAGCGAUCGCGGAAACGAGGAGGGAUCUGGAGGGCUUCAGAACCUUGAAAAUCAGCGAAAUGGUCGCCCUCCCGAAAAGACUUGAAGGGCUCAAGAGGGAGGUUGCCUUCUUGGACAGGAAGGAAAGGGAGGCCCAAGAGGUCUAUAGAGCUAGAAGAGAAGAGCUGGAGAGUCUGUAAAGUUGGUUUUUUUUUUUUUUUUUCGUUUUCCAUUGCCAUAUUUAGCUUGCGGGAUUUAUCAUUUCUUUUGUUUGGGAUGUAUUAAAAGUGGGAAGGCUUCGAUUCAUAGUGUAUCAUUAGUGAGUUAGCUGGGCGGGGUUAAUUGAGGAAGGGAGGGGCAUGUGGAAUGCUGAAUUGAAUACGAGAUGAGAUCCUGCGUCUCAGGGAUGGUUGGUCGAGCAUUCCAUUUCUCCCAUUUCUGAUUUUCCUGCCCGGAAGUGGCUGCUUGCUCGGUCAACAUGGUCUGUGGAAUUAUUCUGCCGCACUUGCGUGCCUACUACUCGCUCUAAUGAUCGUAACAAGGCGAUGAAUUAUCGUUGGAAGAUCUUUUCCACUCCCCCGGAUUUUGACCCCAGCGUACUGGACACAUUAUAG
Molecule: messenger RNA, 3031 nt
Organism: Tuber aestivum (summer truffle)
Lineage: Eukaryota; Fungi; Ascomycota; Pezizomycetes; Pezizales; Tuberaceae
Source: the annotation of a GenBank genome assembly